Molecule: messenger RNA, 2994 nt
Organism: Drosophila willistoni
Lineage: Eukaryota; Metazoa; Arthropoda; Insecta; Diptera; Drosophilidae
Product: RING finger protein 10
Exons: 4
Coding region: 673-2871 (732 amino acids)
Biological process (GO): positive regulation of transcription by RNA polymerase II
Molecular function (GO): transcription cis-regulatory region binding; metal ion binding
Source: RefSeq, a predicted model, not a curated record
UGUCGUUAUCGUCAAAUUGAGCUAGAGAGAGAGCAUAACGGGUGCGAAUUUUUCAACCUUACAAAAGGUUGUUUGGUUUUUCUAUCAAAAAUUUGUUAUUUUCCAAAUAUCAAAGUCUAAAAUCCCUAGCUGUGACUGUUUUUUUUGUUGUAGUGCGUGCAUUUGGCAAAUCAAAUUCGUCGUAGGCAACCAUCGUUUUCAUUUUUAACCCAAAAAAAAAGAAGUCAAGUCGUCGUCACACCUUUGCGUUUGAGCGAGAUAGCAAUAGAGACAAGCACUAACACUAAUACGCCGCCAAAAGAACAACAACAAAACAAACGUAUUCGCCUUCGCGCAGAGGAAUCAAAGUCAAACGCAAUAGUUAAGUACUUUAUCUAGUACAUUUUACUUUGAUUUGCUUGCAAUUUCCUUGCAUCAAACUCAAUCAAUUUUUGGAAAUAUUACGAAAGUAUUAUUUCUGGUCAUAUCGUAUUGAUAAUCAUGGCUCAAUAAACAUGAAUCCGCAACGAAAAUCAUUUGCCCAACGCACUCCGCCGAGUGGAGAUCAAGGCUAUAAGCAAUUUGCUGCCAAUUUGCAGCAGUCGAAAAAAAUUCAUACAUCCUACAACAUUUCCUCACCCCCCCUUGCCAUCCCAAAUUUCUGCGAGCUACGCUGCAACAACAACAUUAAAAAUGGAAAACAACAACAGCAAGAAGCAACAACAAUCUCAUCACAAUGUCAGAUCCAGCAAGUCGUCUGCCAGUGAUCUGCAUACCAACAACAAUAAAUAUCCGACGCGCAGUUCACGACGUCGUGAACAGCUGCCCACACCGCGCAACGAUCAGCAACAGCAGCAGCAACCACGAAAACAAGCCCAGCAGCAGCAGCAGCAACAACAACAACAAGCUGCCAAACUACGUCCCAAUGUGGACAAGCGUCCUCGGGCGCGUGGUGGAUGCAGUAAUGCACAGUAUGGGAGUGGAGCUGCUGGCGGUGGUCAAUCUAUGGCCACCAGUGAGAACGGGUCUUAUGGCGGCGCCGGAUUAGCAGUUUUCCAAGGCGGCGGCUACUCUCGUAGCGGCGAUUUUGAUUAUGAACUAAACUCUGUGUACGCGCAUGGAAGUAAGAAGCAGAACUUGAAUCACCUUCUUAACUUUCAUUGCGUCCGAGAUACUCCGGAUUAUGGUUCGGCGGGAGCUCGAGGCGGUGGUGCAAUUAUGCGCAAACCACGCUAUAAUAAGGAGCAAUUCUUACAGGCCAAUUUCCAGUUUGUCAUCAGUUCGAAUGGCUGCAAGGGGGCUCAGGUCAUGGGAUCGCCAGAUACCCUUAUUGAUUGGGCGUACAUUGAGCAGAUUAACAUACAGACAACCGAAGAACCGCAAUGCCCCAUCUGUCUGUAUCCACCUGUGGCAGCAAAAUUGACCCGCUGCGGUCAUGCCUACUGUUGGCCCUGUUUACUCCAUUAUCUCUCCCUAAGCGAUAAGACAUGGCGCAAGUGUCCUAUUUGCUAUGAUGCUAUACAUGCAGCCGAUCUUAAGAGCUGCCACAUCGAGCAGCAAAAUGCAAUGAAUGUGGGUGAUCGCAUAACCUUUCAGCUGAUGCGUCGUCGCAAGGGCUCAAUGUAUAUAGAGCGUUUUGGGAUAAAUGCAACAGGAGGUGCAGCCGGUACAGAGAGAUUCCCAUUGAUGAGCAGUCAUGAUGAGGCGGCCAAGCACUAUACUAAAUUUCUAAUAGCCAAACGUGCAGAUGUCAAGAGCAUUAUAGAGCGUGAACGUCGAGAGUUAAUGUCCGAAUCCGACAUAUCCUGUCCGGAGGAUAUAUUUAUACAGCAGGCUCUUGUUAUGCUUAACGAACGUAGUGAAAAAUUAGUUGCAAACGAUAACCACGAUGUCGAAGAUCUGGAAGAGCAAACUACUUUGGUCAAUGAAGGCGAUACGAAAGUUGACACCGAUGAAGUAGCCUCUGUAUCAUCUGGCGAGGCUUCAACUUCAUCUUCAUCUGCUGCCAAUACGUUUGGCAAUGGCAAUAACACCAUUAAAUAUUAUUAUUUUUAUCAAUCCAAUGAUGGCCAACAUAUCUAUUUGCACCCAUUGAAUGUGAAGAUGUUGCAAGCCUGUUAUGGCUCUUUGGAUUUGGCUCCUUUGGUGAUCGAGGCAAACAUUUUACAAAAGGAACAACACUCAAUGGAUGAAGAACAUCGCAGAAAAUUCACUUGUUUGGGUCACUUGCCAUUGACUUGUCAGUUUUCAGUCGUAGAAGUGGAACUACAACAGCCCAUAGUCUCUGGAGGAAUAUUGAAGUUGUUUGAAAAGGAUCUACACAAUCGCCACAAGGAGCGUCAGCGACGUGAACGCGAGGAACGCAAACGGGAGCAGCAAAUCAAUGAGUUGAAUGACCGCCAAAUGGGCAAACUUAUAGCCAGUGCAGCCAAUUUGAAUCUAGAAUCAUCACAUGAGUUUCCCACAUGCGGCUUUGAGGAAGCUUUGCCCAUGACCAUCAACCAUGCCAGUAAUACUACACCUUUGGUUACUCCCUUGAGUCCCAGUCCCAAGGAGUUAUGGCCCUCAAUUGGCAGUUCAUCGUCACCAGGCACCAGUGCUUCGUUAGAUUUUCAUGUGGGUGCUUGGGGACGUUCGGCUCCGCCUCCACCACCAACUGUUCAUCCGUCGGCCUCCAAAAACACUGCUGGCGCUGCUGGUGAAGAUGACAUGCGCUCGGUGGGCCAUUGGGGUCUCGGAGAACUUCUUGUUGGGGCCUUGGAUCAGAAGAAGCAACACCAUGGCAAUGCCAAUGCACCACAAGCUUCAACUGAAUCGAACACUAAAAAACACAAGAAGGGCAAGGCCAAAAUGAUUCCCCUAUUUACCACUGGGAUGAACCGAGCUCCAUAGGAGCUUUAAAAUAACAGAUUGUUCGUCAUAUUAGACAUAUAUUUUUAAUCACUUAUUUUUUCUUCUUUUUUUUUGACGCGCCCGAGACGCAAAGGAAAUGAAUAUUGAAAUGAUGCAAACGGU